CUAUCGAGCACGUUUGUGUACAAAUAAUUAAAAUUCAAUUCAAAGCCAUUGUGCCAAUACUAAAAGAUUGUUAAAAAAGACGAUUCCCAAGAAGUGUUGACGUACUGGAUCCUUACAAAAUUUCCUCUAUUUGUAAAUUAUCCUAGCCUGAUAAAACCAGCCCAUUAUUCUGCACACAGGCUAGAUAUAAAGUGGAGUUGUUGAAAUAUACGAUGCCGUACAUCAUUCGGUCUUCGCUUUUUAUGUUUUUUAUUACGACAGUUGUCAAAGGCCCGUAUGUGCCAAAAUGGUCGUGCGAUUUUGAAGAUGGUUUUUGCGAUUGGUACAAAGUUGAUGUCAAUGGUUUUGGUUGGGAACACAGCGCUGAUAGUCCAAACAAAAUCAAAGAUCAUACAAAAGACAGCGUCAAUGGCUCAUUUACAUACAUACUAUUAGGUCAGUGGAUGCGAGGUGACGCUGGAAAGCUAGUCUCACCAUUACUCAGACCAGUAAAUGGUUCUUGUAAGAUGGUUUUCUACUUCAUGGGGAUAGGGAAUAUUUACUCUAACUUCCUUUUCCUGAAAGUAGAAAAAGUUAUAAAGAAAUUGGAUGGUAUUUCACGUGUGCGUUUGUUCUAUGUUGCGAAUCGAGUCAGUUCUUGGAGAAAAGGCCAAGUGACGCUAAACAGCGAUGUUGAUUUUCAGGUGGAGAUUAUGGUAUAUUCGCAUUUGGCUUUUUCUGGCAAAUUAGCUCUAGAUGACGUAAUGUUCACCGAAGGCUGUUUUACACAAGAGCUAACGCCAAUUAAAAUUGUCAAGCCUCAGUCAUUACCCAAGUACAAUUUUCCAGAGGGUGUGUUUUACGAGAGGACAGGCAACAGCUGGUCAAUGGUUUGCGAUAAAGACAAGGCACUAGCAGCUUGCAGACAUCUUGGAUGCAACGGUUUAGCGGAUAGCACCUUGGUAGAAAGAGGUUUUAAGUCAGGCCAGGAGAUUUGCCUUUUGAGCAACAACACGCUCUCUAAUUCAAGCAGCUGCCACAAUUCAACUGGCUGCAUUAAUGCUACGUUCUGGAGAUGCAAAUCAGAGCAAAGAAUGACAUGCCCCCGUUUGACCCACAACACUUGUACCAGUGGCGCUGGAAGCCCAAUGUGUUACGAUCACAAUCAGAGAUGUGACUUUCAUAAGGAUUGUCCCGGGGGUGAAGAUGAAGAGGACUGCAUAGAAUACAAAAGAUGUGAUUUUCAAAACGAUUUCUGCAAUUGGAUACCAUCUAAGCAAACGACUUUAAGAUGGCAGCGCACGAAUACAAGGGAAGGCAAUCACUGCUAUUUGAAAGCCGAUUCAAAUUCUUCUGAAUACGAUCAGGGAAAAUUGCUGUUAAAAGAUACCAUUGAAGGCUCCCCCAACGUCACUUGUGUGUUGCGCUUUUCGUAUCAAUUUAACAAAGACUGGAGAGGAUCUUUGCAAGUUUUCUCGCUCACAAGCAAAACCGAAAGGGAAAUCGAUUGGAUCAGAGCCCCGAACUGGCAAGGCUGGUUAAGAGAGAACCUUAUCCUACCCACACGCGGCAAUUUUAAGAUCCGGAUUGAUGUCUUAGACACGUACCACAAAGGGAUCUUCAAACUGACCAAUAUGUCACUCUCACCUGACUGUCUCUUUCGAAAUCACACUCAUGUCCCAAGCAGUCGAUCCGAUAUUUUCGCCUGUCAUAGUGGCGAGGAUAUAUCUUCUUCGCUAGUCUGCAACCUCAAUGCGGAUUGCUUUGACGGCAGUGAUGAGUUGAAUUGCAAAAAUCACCCGGAAACAUGCACAUUUGAGAACUCCUUGUGCAACUGGCGUAUCGAAGAGAAUGCAACUAAAAUAUUGCGCCGCCGCAAAGGCUAUUCACCUAGAAUUAAAACCGUUCCGUCAAAAGAUCACACCAACAAAUUUGUCAGUUAUCAGAUACACUUGGACGCACGUUGCAAAAGAAAAGGUCAUAGUGGGUACCUUAUCAGUGGAUUGAUGCAACAGCCUUUAUCUGGAAAAUGCACGUUUCGCUGGUUUUAUUAUAUUAGUAAUAGAUAUGGAAACGGGAAGUUGGAGGUCAUGUACUAUGAUCCAAUGAGCCGCAUUGAGAAGAUUUUAUGGACGAAUAAAGGUUACCAAGUACCCUCGUGGAAAUACGGCAAUGUCAACUUCUAUACUUCUUCUCUGUUCUACAGGAUAAAGCUGAAAAUCACCUGUGGAGAUUACCAACGGAAUCAUAUUGCCAUAGACGAUGUUUCUUUUACAGAGGAUUGCUACAACGUAGCAAAUUACACUGCACUCACUAUAAAUCAAGUCUGCAAUACAGGCCAGGUUAUGUACAAGGUAGAAAAUCGCUCUGCAUCCAUUUUUUACGAAUACAACACCAAGCUAGGUAGCCACCUCCGCUGCCAGUGGCUUAUCACCGCCGAUCCAAGGCUACGAAUCCAUUUAUCGGCAGAAUAUUUUUAUACAGCUUACAACGAUAAAGUAUUAAUCCGUCACGACCACAGCAGUACAAUCUCUGGGGUGAGAGCCCCGUUUUACCUGGUUUCACCAAGCAAUAUCCUAAGAGUUGGGUUUAAUGCAACUCAUAUGAACAAUUCACAAGGAUUUGUGUUCAACAUCUCUUCAACUGAUGAACAAACGCUCCCUGCAAUACCAUAUGGACUUCCAAGUGGUUCGGGCAACAUAGAGCUAUUCUUAAAGUGUCGUGAUGAAUACCAAACUUCUCAGUUGUUCAGGAAUUUUGCUACUAUUGAACCGCGCCUCCGAAUUAGUUUUGAUAUAGCUCCAAGCUACCGUAUUGGUUACGAAAACUACUACAGUUACGAAGACUGUGUCUACAAGUUUCAUGCGUCUAACGGAUAUCGGAUGCGUUUCAAUUUCACAUUUUUCUUAACAGAAAGUGGUCCUGAUUAUGUUGAAGUUUUGAGUGGAAUUAUUGGAAAAGGAUUUUUUUCUGGUUACCUUGAUCCCUUCCACUUUGUAUCAAAGGGAAGCUGGCUUUCGUUUCGGUUUAAAACAGAUGGUACUUAUGUAGAACGUGGUUUCAUUCUUAAGGUUACGUUAACCACUGCACCAGCCAUAGGAGUAACAACGGAACAAAAGAUCUCAAUUGUCCCAAGCACCUCCCCUGUUUCAGCGCAUGCAAUGACCCCAGCAAAAAAAGGGUCUAUUGGGAACCUAUCAGCAAAACUUAUCGCCUCUUCCCUUGGCAUUUUGGCUUUUCUGGUCCUUACGUUUAUUUUAAUCAAGUACAUAAGGAUAAGGAAGAGACAGAGAGCUGAACGUUCUAAUCGUGGAGCAGAUCAUUCUUUGCCAGUCCAAAUUCCUGAUGUUUGUUACGCGCCUGACCCUGUUCUUGGAGAUGUACCACCUUCAUAUUCAGAUGCCACUAAAGAAGGGAUCUUUUUUGUGAACACAAGUAACGCUUUUGGUGCGUUUUCGUUGAGAAAUGACCCCCCGCCUCCAUUUGAAGUCGUUAUUAAUGGUGCUGCCGAUGCUUUUGACCUGCCACCAAAAUACAACACGGUUCAAAGCUCUUCUCCUAUUGCUAUAGAAACACCGUCAGGAGCUGGCGCUCAACUAAACAAAAUGCUGACAUUAACGAGUCAGCUCUCGAAUCUGCGAGUGGAAUUACCGGCUGUCGACGGUGACGAUUCAAGACCAGGCUCCGCAGCCCUGACAAGAUCUCGACCAGCAUCCGCAGCCUCGGUUGACUCCGUCUCCGAUCCAUUGCACCCUUUGGUAAGACCCACAACGAGGCAGCAGCGAAACCCCAAUAGAACGCUCCCAUCACCGCAAGUCCGUGUCAGAGCCACAGACAAUCGAAGUCCAGGCACUGAUUCAUGAAACCCUGUAUAACAAACUUUCAAAGCAUUGUAUAUAUAUGACUGCGAAUUUAAGUUUUGUCCAACCAAUGAGGUACCAUGUGGCAAUGUGGGCAUCUUUCCCCUCUUUUAGCCAGAGCUUAGCUCGAUUAUAAUCUUAAAGAUAAUCCUCAGAUGGUAAUGUUCUUGCUAUCCUGGAAAUAUUGAGAGAACGGGUGAUUUGUGCUGCGGCGAUGAGCUUCACGAGCGAUGCAUUUAACCAAGUGGAUAUCUUUUUCCUUCUAUUUCAAUAAAGUAGAUUUGAAAAUAGUAUUUAAUUUUAAAUUUUAGUUAUUUGCAUUUAAUAUCUGCUGCUCUUAGAGUGGUCUGUAGCAUGUAUAAUUCGUUGUCGUUCAAGACAUUCUUUGAUUGUAAUUUUUAUAUUUACUGAACAAUCUGUAAAUUAUUAGACACUCUUUGAUGAUAUCAAGUCCGUAUCGUAUUUUA
Messenger RNA from Rhopilema esculentum, 4306 nucleotides. NCBI's taxonomy places the organism in Eukaryota, Metazoa, Cnidaria, Scyphozoa, Rhizostomeae, Rhizostomatidae. The record is from RefSeq and is a predicted model, not a curated record.